AUGACUGCCAUGAAAGAAAACCUCAACGCCGUAUUCGAUCCCGCCGGGGCAGGGGGUGGCCUGUCCCCGGACAUCCUGGGUGUCCUGGAGUCGAUACUCCGCGUCCACUCUCUGGGUGUGGACGAGCUGUUCAUAAAAUGGGAGGUGUACUGUCUGAAGAUGGGCAGCGAGGAGACGAAGUUGGACCUCGAGACGGCGAGGAUGUUUGCAAAGGAUGUGCAGGACUCGGUGGAGAGGGGUGGCCAGCACCAGCAUACCGCUGCGCCCAAGUCGGCGGUCAAGUCGGAGAGGAAGAGUCUUGUGCAUGCAGCUACGCCUAGGGCUGUGGGCACUUCUUCAGAUGUCUUUGGGAUGCUGGACGAGCUCACUCCCAAUGCGAUUUCGCGACGAACCGGCAGCGUCAAGAGGAAGGGGGGGGAUUUCGACUCGCCGGUACCCAGAAAAGUCAGCCGUCCGGAAACUACAAAUAGGACGACGCCGGGGAAGGCUGGAAAAAUAGAUGCUUCUGCAGGCAUACCCUUCUCAGAACGGCCAAAUGCAGGACAAAUCAUCGAGACAUUGAACGAGCACCUCUCCGCCGCCGAAGCCCCAAUCGCUCCCUUUUCUCAAGCGCGACUGCGCUUGGUUUCGGGGACGGAAUACAAAAAAUUUCAGUAUAAGCCGAUGGCCAUGCGCCUUCGAGAGUCUUCAGAGGUACUGGACGAACGAAUCGAUGAUUUCCUGGCUCUCAUCCAGAAAGCCCACAAUUUGGAAGACUCUGCAUUUGGAAAUGCGGCGGCACAGCGCACCAGCGAGAUCAUCGCAGUUGGCAGGAUUGCGUGCGAUACGGCGGACGGCAAGCUCAAUUCAGCGUCACUCGUCUUAGAAAUGUCGAGACGAAUGGGUGCGGGACUCCGUGUGCCUCUGAAAGUGGACGGUCUGCCAUCCUAUCAGUUCUUCCCGGGCCAGAUCGUGGCAUUGCGAGGCACAAACGCUUCCGGGCUGUACUUCACAGUCAAAGAAGUGCUUUCCGUGCCAAAGCUCCCAAUGCCCUCCUCGCUACCGAGCAACAUUGAGGCGAUCAACGAGCGCCUCGAAGUGUCGGACAACUCGAGUUCACUUCCACUCAAUAUCAUGAUCGCCUCCGGUCCAUUCACCGCCGAAGACAACCUCGACUAUGAACCGCUUCAGGCCCUGUGUGAGAAAGCCGAGGAAUCAAUGGCCGACGCCCUCAUUCUACUUGGACCUUUUCUAGACGUUGAGCACCCAAUGCUUGCGUCGGGCGAUUUCGAUCUGCCAGACGUGCGAGGUCUGGAUCAAGAAGCCAGCCUGGCGGCCCUCUUCCGACUGUGGAUCUCCACGCCUCUACAGCGCCUGUGCUCUGCUGUUCCUGGCAUCACAGUGGUCACGAUCCCAAGCACGCGGGACUUGAUGAGCAAACACGUCAGCUGGCCACAAGAAAGGCUGACGAAGAAAGAUCUUGCGCUACCCAAGCAAGUUACCAUGCUUCCCAACCCGUCUUUCAUUUCACUAAACGAGGUCGUCUUUGGAGUCUCGUCACAAGACAUCCUGUACGAACUCAGUCGAGAGCAGCUCUCCCAUGGCCCUGGGCAAGAUCUUUUGACCAGAUUACCGGGGUAUUUGAUCGACCAGCGGCACUUUUUCCCUCUUUUCCCGCCCAUGUCGAGAGAUAAACUGUCCAGCAACGGUGUCGUCAAAGCCACCGGCGCGUGUCUGGAUGUGGGCUACCUCAAGCUUGGUGAAUGGAUGCAAGUCAAGCCUGAUGUGCUCAUUCUACCGAGCAUGUUGACUCCUUCCAUCAAGGUCGUUGACAGCGUCAUGGUCAUCAACCCAGGACAGCUGUCCAAGCGCAAGGCUGCUGGGACGUAUUCCCAGAUAUCGCUGCAUCCGCGCAUGUUGUCCGAGGAGGAAAAGUCGGCCAGGACUGUGGCGCAUAAUGUGUUUGAACGGGGGAGGGUCGAUAUCAUAAGAAUAUAG
Molecule: messenger RNA, 1977 nt
Organism: Fonsecaea multimorphosa CBS 102226
Lineage: Eukaryota; Fungi; Ascomycota; Eurotiomycetes; Chaetothyriales; Herpotrichiellaceae
Exons: 4
Coding region: 1-1977 (658 amino acids)
Biological process (GO): DNA replication initiation; DNA replication
Cellular component (GO): alpha DNA polymerase:primase complex
Molecular function (GO): DNA binding
Source: RefSeq, a predicted model, not a curated record